AUGGGGGACACCAACAUCAGCCACAUGGCUGCAGCUUAUACAGAGAUGCAGGAGAGUCUCCCGGCAGGAAAGUUGGAUCAUUACAUGGACAACUAUGAUAUGGACUAUGGCAUCCCUCCUGAUGAAAUCCCAGACACCACGCAAGGCCAGGCCUUCUUUGUGGCCACCAUCGUUAUCGGCGUGGUCCUUGUCUGUAUCAUGCUUGUCUGUGGUUUGGGAAACUUCAUAUUCAUUGCCACACUGACACGCUACAAAAAGCUCCGCAACCUCACCAACCUGCUUAUUGCUAACCUGGCUAUCUCAGACUUCAUUGUGGCAGUGGUGUGCUGCCCGUUCCUCGUGGACUACUAUGUGGUUAAACAGCUUUCCUGGAAUCAUGGACUGGUGCUGUGCGCCUCUGUCAACUAUCUCCGGACUGUGUCACUCUACGUGUCCACAAACGCACUGCUUGCCAUUGCAGUUGACAGGUACAUGGCGAUAGUCCAUCCCCUCAGGCCUCGUAUGAAGUACCAAACCGCCUACUGCCUGAUAACAGGAGUUUGGAUUGUUCCCAUUCUGAUAUCAGUUCCCUCUGCCUACUUUGCCUCUGAGACCAUGUACCCUCAGGGCGGCACCACCCCAACCACUCACAAAGUUUUCUGUGCCCAGAUCUGGCCUGUGGACCAGCAGGCCUACUACCGGUCCUACUUCUUGUUUGUUUUUGCCGUGGAGUUUGUUGGGCCUGUGAUCGUCAUGGCGAUGUGUUACACCCAAAUCUCCCGCGAGCUCUGGUUCAAGAAUGUCCCAGGUUUCCAGACGGAGCAGAUUAGGAAGAGGCUGCGUUGUCGCCGCAAGACAGUGAUGGUCCUGAUCGGGAUCUUGACAGCUUACAUCCUGUGCUGGGCGCCAUAUUACGGCUUCACCAUCCUGCGAGACUUCCAUCCAACACUCAUCUCCCGCCAGAAGAACUCACUGGUGGCCUUCUACAUCAUUGAGUGCAUUGCCAUGAGCAACAGCAUGAUAAAUACCUUCUGUUUUGUCAGCGUCAAGAACAACACGGUUAAGCACUUGAAGAAAAUUGUACUUCUGCGCUGGAGAUCGACAUAUGCCCCCAGUAAGACUGUGGAUGAGAUGGAUAUGAGGACCUCCUCCAUGCCUGUAACAGAGGAGAUCGAAUGUAUUCACCUGAGGUGA
This is a messenger RNA of Seriola dumerili (greater amberjack), 1173 nucleotides long. It is a transcript of the gene prokr1b, whose product is annotated as prokineticin receptor 2-like. NCBI's taxonomy places the organism in Eukaryota, Metazoa, Chordata, Actinopteri, Carangiformes, Carangidae. The transcript is spliced from 2 exons. Gene Ontology annotation, molecular function: neuropeptide receptor activity. The coding region runs from base 1 to 1173 and encodes 390 amino acids. Gene Ontology annotation, cellular component: membrane. The record is from RefSeq and is a predicted model, not a curated record. Gene Ontology annotation, biological process: neuropeptide signaling pathway.